AUGAAUAUACAGAACCCCGAUGAUAUUUCCAUUGACGAAGAAAUUUACGAAAAGUACAAAGCACAGCGAAUAAAAGAAUUACUACAAGAAAUUUCUGAAAUAAAAACUGAAAAAGAACUUAUAGAAAUGACACAUAAUGAAACAAUGAUAGUUCAUUUUUAUGAAGACACUUUUGAAACUUGUAAAAUUAUGAAUAAAGAACUUAACAAAAUAUAUAAAGAUUUUGAAAAUAUAAAAUUUUAUAAAAUUAAAGCUAGCAUCUGUCCGGUUAUUACAAGUAAACUACAAAUUGAAGUACUUCCAUUUUUAGGAUUUUUUAAAGAAGGAUUUUUUGUAGAUCAAAUUGUUGGAUUUGAAGGGAUGGGCGAUGAAAGGUUCGAUCCUAAAAAAUUAAAGAAGAAAAUACAGGACAGUAAUAUUUUUAAACCCAUUUCAUUUAUUAAAUAA
Molecule: messenger RNA, 447 nt
Organism: Vairimorpha ceranae
Lineage: Eukaryota; Fungi; Microsporidia; Nosematidae
Product: thioredoxin-like protein
Exons: 1
Coding region: 1-447 (148 amino acids)
Cellular component (GO): cytoplasm
Source: RefSeq, a predicted model, not a curated record